AUGGACACCCGGAAUCAGACCACGGAGUUUAUCCUGACAGCCUUCCCGGCCCUCCAGAAGCUGCAGAGAGCCCUCUUCAUGGUCCUCCUGCUGACUUACCUGCUCACGCUCACCGGGAACUUGGUCAUCAUCUCCCUGAUAUGGGCCAACAGUCGCCUGCAAACACCAAUGUAUUUCUUCCUCAGCAACCUGUCCUUCUUGGACAUGUUAUACACCUCCACCGUGACCCCCAAGAUACUGGACUGCCUCCUACAGGGCAGGAGAAGCAUCUCGCUCGCCGGCUGCAUCACCCAGACAUACUUCUUCUUCUUCCUGGGGACGGUGGAGUUUAUCCUCCUGGCUGUGAUGUCCUUUGACUGCUACGUGGCCAUCUGUAACCCCCUGCGCUACACCAUCAUCAUGAACAAGUGUCUCCUGCUGGUUCUGGGCUGCUAGCUGGGCUCUUUCCUAUCCGUGCUGUGCCCCACGAUUAUGGUGUCCAGGCUGCCUUUCUGUUACCAGGAAAUCAGACACUUCUUCUGUGACCUCGCCCCCCUGCUCCAGGCGGCCUGUAUCAACACACAUCUCAUCGAGAUGAUCAGCUUCCUCCUGUCCACCCUGGUCCUCCUGACCUCGCUGUUCUUUACCAUCACAGGAAGUCAUUUGUGCUUUUGUUCUUCUCUUUGUCUUCGGGGAAGUUGGCCCAGAGACACCAAGAUACGAAACCACUCGUAA
Sorex araneus (European shrew) is the source of this 714-nucleotide messenger RNA. RefSeq names its product olfactory receptor 6M1. The record is from RefSeq and is a predicted model, not a curated record. Lineage: Eukaryota; Metazoa; Chordata; Mammalia; Eulipotyphla; Soricidae. Gene Ontology annotation, biological process: G protein-coupled receptor signaling pathway. Gene Ontology annotation, cellular component: membrane. Gene Ontology annotation, molecular function: G protein-coupled receptor activity; olfactory receptor activity.